This is a messenger RNA of Candida dubliniensis CD36, 1344 nucleotides long. It is a transcript of the gene SAP10, whose product is annotated as aspartyl protease SAP10. The coding region runs from base 1 to 1344 and encodes 447 amino acids. The record is from RefSeq and is a predicted model, not a curated record. Lineage: Eukaryota; Fungi; Ascomycota; Pichiomycetes; Serinales; Debaryomycetaceae. Gene Ontology annotation, biological process: proteolysis. The transcript has a single exon. Gene Ontology annotation, molecular function: aspartic-type endopeptidase activity.
AUGUAUUUUGUAUUCCUACUAUAUUUAGCCUCAGUUGUGAAAUGUUCGAUCAAGUUGGACUUCAAUAUAGUGCUGACCCCUUCCAAAUACACAAAAAGAGAUGCCUUGCCCAUGCCUCUUAUCAACGACAAGAUCUUGUACACUACAGAAUUGGAGAUCGGAUCGAAUAAGGAUAAGGUUUCAGUGUCAAUAGAUACUGGAUCUUAUGACUUGUGGGUAAUGAGCAACGAUGCCAUUUGUUACAAAGUAUCUGAGUUUCAAACUGAAGGUGCACCCCAACUACCUGAUAUUUUCAAUGAUAUUGAUCAAGAGUAUUCCUGUACUGUCAAUGGAACAUACAAUCCAAACACCUCAACAACGUUUAAAAAUACAUCAGAAGAUUUUUCCAUUGGUUAUGUAGAUGGUUCUGCUGCUCAAGGUGUAUGGGGCUACGAUAGUGUUCAAUUUGGAAAAUAUGGGGUGACUGAUUUGAAAAUAGGAAUUGCCAAUAGAUCCAGUGUUUCGGAUGGAAUUUUGGGGAUUGGGAUAGCUAAUGGGUAUGACAACUUUCCUGUAUUAUUACAGAAACAGGGGUUGAUCAAUAAAAUCGCAUAUUCUGUCUAUUUGAACUCGUCAAAUUCCACUACGGGAACCAUACUAUUUGGUGCUAUCGAUCAUGCAAAGUACGACGGUGCAUUGAGUACAGUUCCUAUUAAUUCAGAAAGUCAGCUUUCGGUCAAUGUAACAAAUUUAGAGACAAAAGAUGGAAAGGUUACCUCUGGUAGUCAUUCGGUUCUAUUAGAUACCGGAUCGACCUUUUCGAUUUUCCCCGAUGAGUGGAUUGACGCACUUGGACGCUCUUUGAAUGCUACGUACGAUGACAACGAGUCAGUUUAUGCAAUUGAAUGUGAUGGCUAUGAUGAAAAUUUCUUUGGGUUUUCAAUAGGCAAUGCUGAUUUUUCAAUUCCAAUUCAAGAUCUCACCACAGAAAAGGACGGUCAGUGUUAUUUGGCGAUUAUGAGCAAUUCAGUUAUAGGUGGCGGCGGCAUUCUUUUUGGUGACGAUAUAUUGAGACGAAUUUAUCUUGUUUAUGAUUUGCAGGACAUGACUAUUUCGGUAGCGCCAGUGGCUUAUACCAAAGACGAAGAUAUUGAAGAGAUUUUAAACCAUAACGAGGAUCAAAACGAGCUUCGAACAAGUAAUUCUUUUACACAAUCUGCAUCUAGUUCUCAAUCCCAGUCCAGUUCAACCUCCAGUGGUGACAAUAUGAAGAAGGCCACCAGCAGUGCCAGUGGGAGUCGUCAAGCACAUUCAUGGCUCACCACAUUGUGUGCUGUACUUCUCGUGUAUAUACAUAUUAUAUAG